Molecule: messenger RNA, 18875 nt
Organism: Haliotis rufescens (red abalone)
Lineage: Eukaryota; Metazoa; Mollusca; Gastropoda; Lepetellida; Haliotidae
Product: low-density lipoprotein receptor-related protein 1-like
Exons: 92
Coding region: 158-14449 (4763 amino acids)
Molecular function (GO): protein binding; calcium ion binding
Source: RefSeq, a predicted model, not a curated record
UCAUUCGUCACUCGUAGCUCGCAGUGCUUGAGUCGAGAGCGCGAGUGUUACGGUGGCUGACUUAAUAUACCAAUGCAUUUGUGAAUGUUUCAGUGGACACAGGAAAGACUGUCCACUGGUCAAGUGAAUACAAUCCAUUUGGAUAUAUCAAGCCGCUAUGUGGCUACAGUCACGGCGUGUAAUUUUGACUGUAGCGAUUUGUCUGCACGUGUAUCCCCCGCCGUUGACUAGGGGCCUGCAGAUUGCAGAAGCUGUAGCCGGAGUCCCCCACGAAUCGGUGUGCUCCCAUGAUACAUUCCUGUGCCCCAAUGAGACAGAGAUCGGCCACCACUGUAUUCCACGCAGCUGGCUCUGUGAUGGAGACGAGGACUGCGCAAAUGGAGAGGACGAACUUGCCAACUGCAGCAUCCCGACCUGUGAAGCUGGACACUUCCAUUGUGUGAAGGGCACUCCCUUCUGUGUGAAGGAGGGCUAUGUGUGUGACGGGGAAGAGGACUGCAGUGAUGGGUCCGACGAAUCCCCACAAGAAUGCGUGAAACUUAAGGGCGGGAAACAUGCACGAGGUGACGCCAUCGACAGCUUUAAGUGUCUUCCAAACCAGUAUUUAUGUCCUGGCACCCUCCACUGUAUUCCCCUGACGAGAGUCUGUGACUCCAUGGUGGACUGUGAAGACAAUGGCGCCGACGAGGGAGCCCAUUGUGCCAACUAUGGGUGCCGGGCACAGCAGUGUGAGUACAUGUGCAAGGAAACCCUGAAGGGGCCGCAGUGCUACUGCCAGGAGGGCCAACAGAUCAGCGACAAGAACCCCAUCAAAUGUGUUGAUUUUAAUGAGUGUAAGAUUGAUGGUUUCUGCGACCAAAACUGUGACAACACCAAUGGCAGCUACAACUGUUCCUGUACGACGGGGUACAAGGCCGGGAAGAUGGGACGAUGUAGAGCCAUUGGCUCUGCACCGGCCAGGCUCCUCGUUGCCAACUACGGCAACCUCCUCCUCAUUGACCUGUCCACCAACGCCGUGUCUCCAUCCUUCAACAUUACCGGCGACAGGAUCACCACGCUAGAUUUCGACUACCAGAACAACUCAGCCUGCUGGUUGUCAUACAAUCAUACCAAGGCAGACAAUGAGCUUCAGUGUGCAGACCUACACGACAGCUCGAAACAGUGGAAGAUACCCACCCACUUCAAACUUACAUCUGUGAAUCAAAUUGCCAAAGACUGGAUGUCUGGAAACUGGUAUUUUGCUGACGACAAACGAGAUCAGAUCUUUCUGUGCACAGCUACUGGCGAACAUUGUCUGACAGUGCUCAACUAUGGAAUAAGUCAGCCUAAGAGUAUUGCCAUCGAUGCAUCCAGAGGGUAUAUAUUCUACGCAGAUUGGUCAUCACAGUCCAAGAUCGGGAGAGCAAAUCUCGACGGUUCUGAAGCUCAUGGCAUUGUGACGCGGAAGAUCGUCCACCCCAGCGGCAUCACCCUGGACUACGCCAACAAACACGUGUACUGGGGAGACACCUUCCUCAACCUUGUUGAGCGAGCAGACUACGACGGCAACAACCGGAGAACCGUGUCCCCAGGGACAAUUAUUAAGCCGCGGUAUGGACUAACACUUUUUGAAAAUGCCCUAUAUGUGUCUAACCUGCAAAAGCGCAACCACAGCGUCGUACAACUGCACCGCUACGACCGCACCAUCCCGCCGCAAGUGAUCAAGAAGGACGUCAUCAAGCCUGGCGCCCUGCAGGUGGUGCACCCCGUGAGACAGCCAGGCCACAAAAAUGUUCAGAUUCGUAAGAAUAAGUGCAGCCAGAUCUGCAUCCCGAUGCCGUUCGUGAGUGGCGGAGUUCAAGCUACAUGUGCCUGCCGGGCGGGCUUCCGACUGCACAAUGGAACCCAGUGUGAAAAGAAAAUACCGGACAAGUUCCUGCUAUACGCCAGCGCCCAGCAAGGAAGUGUACACGGCAUUUCAUUGGACCCAAGCAUUGCGCACGACGUCAUGGUACCCAUCCAGAACCUCAACCGACCAAUCGCAUUGGCUCCCCAUUCCUCGACGGGCAUUGUGUACUUCUCCGAUGUCAGCAAGAUGCAAAUACGGCGGCGGAAUGUGGACAGUGAAGAAGAAUCUGAACUUUUCCUUGAUUCAGGAGUGACUCGGUGUGAGGGUCUGGCCAUCGACUGGGUGGGCAACAACCUGUACUGGACUGAUGACGGCCACCAGUCAAUCAACGUCGUCAGGCUCGACAACACCUCCAUGGUCUACACCGUCGUCAACGGCACCAACCAUCCACGGUCCAUGGUCGUAGAUCCAAAUGAAGGCAUGAUGUACUGGAUUGACCUCCUGUGGAGACACCCUGGCGACAUUGUAGCUAAGAUCGAACAGGCUGCGCUGGAUGGCAGUGGCCGGAGAGACCUGGUUAACCAGACCAUCAAGUGGCCGAACAGCCUCACUCUGGAUACAGCCAGUCACAGGCUGUACUGGACCGACGCUUACUACGACAAGAUCGAAAGUAUCUUGACUAAUGGGUCGGACAGACGGACGGAGCGAGAUCUUGAGGGCGUCAGUCACAGCCAUCCCUACGGCAUCGUCUUCUACAGCGACCGCCUCUACUGGACAGAGUCGCUCAAGGGGUUGGUGGACACGUUCAAUGAAACCAGCAACUCUGUCGUCCAUCUUCGCACUGACAGUUCCCCACUGUUUGACCUUGUGCUGUUUGACAGGACGGCACAAACUGUUGAUGGGGAUAAACCAUGUGCAGUGGACAACGGAGGCUGCAGCGACCUCUGUCUGUCCGUACCGGAGGGCAAGGUGUGUGCUUGUGCUAAUGGCCGCACACUGACUGACAACAAGCUGACGUGUGAAGACAUUCCUAACUACCAACUGCCACCGAAGUGUGACAAGAACUUCAAGUUCCAGUGCAAGGACGGCAGCUGCAUCAACAACCAGUUCAAGUGUGACGGCGACUAUAACUGCCCCGACCGGUCGGACGAGGAUGUUGGGGAGGAGGGACCUUGCAGUAACGUCACCUGCCCUGAUGAUAUGUUCGCCUGUGGCAACAAGCGCUGCAUCUACGCCCAGUUCGUGUGUGACGGCGAGCCGGACUGUAUCGACGAGAGAGAUGAACAUGCCAAUACCUGUAACAGCAACCGCAAGUGUCCGGCCAACUACACUAUGUGCAAGGACUCGCACCGCUGCAUCCCCGAGAGCUGGAGGUGUGACCACGACAAUGACUGCGCAGACGGCUCGGACGAAGACGACUCGUGUGGUUACAACACCAGCUGCAGCUUUGACCAGAUCCAGUGUCUGAGUGGGCGCUGCAUCCCCUACAUGUACCGCUGCGACAACGAGUACGACUGCAAAGACCACUCGGAUGAGUGGGACUGCAGCAACCGGUGUGACCUCAAGCGGGAGUUCAAGUGCACCAACAGCAGCGUCUGUCUCCCCCUCAUCUACAAGUGCGACAACGAGUUCAACUGCGCAGACAAGUCGGACGAGAUGGACUGUGACCACCCCGUGAGCCAGUGCCAUGAGAGCGAGUUCCAGUGCAGCAGCGGCAGCUGCAUCACCACCAUCUGGCGCUGCGACGGCGACAAGGACUGCCAGGAUGGGUCCGAUGAGAAGGAUUGCAGUAAGGGCAACGUGACGUGUCACACGGCGGAGUUCAGGUGUGACGAUGGAAGUCGCUGCAUCCCCAAGUCGUGGAAGUGUGACAUGGACGCCGACUGCAGCGACCAGUCUGAUGAGAAACCUGACGAGUGCACGUAUCACAAAGCAUGCGAAGCACCCAAGUUCAGUUGCCAUGACAACAAUACUUGCCUUCCAUUGGAGAAGCUGUGUGACGACCACAGUGACUGCGCCGACGGUUCUGACGAGGGUCGCCUCUGUGGGUACGACCUAUGUAUCAACAAUGACUGCAGCCACCACUGCCACAAGAGCCCCAACGGCUACGUCUGCUACUGCCCUGACAACAUGAGACUCAGCGCCAACAACAGCACAUGUGUCCCCCAGGACAUCUGUGAGAGAUGGGGGAUCUGUAGCCAGAGCUGUUCCUCCACCCCGCUGGGACAUCAGUGUCUCUGCCACCCCGGAUACACCCUCGCCAAUGACAGAUACAGCUGCAAGCCCAAUGAUUCUGUGCCCAUCUACAUCAUCUACUCCAACCGCCACGAGAUUCGGCGUUACGACCUCGGCACCAUGAACUACAUCUCCCUUGUCUCUGGCCUCCGCAACACCAUUGCCCUCGACUUCCACUACGCUGAUAACGCCAUCUUCUGGACCGAUGUGGUUGACGACAAAAUCUACAGGGGCCAGAUGAUUUCCAACACUUUAGUUGAGGUAGCCGACCAGUCUGAGUUACCAUCAAUCACGGACAUCAAGCCCAUUAUUGAUGUCGGCCUAGCAACGACAGAAGGCUUGGCCAUUGACUGGAUCGCGGGAAACAUCUACUGGGUGGAGAGCAACCUAGACCAGAUCGAGGUGGCACAGCUGGACGGCAGCAACCGCUCCACCUUGGUUGCAGGCAACAUGAUCAGCCCUCGCGCCAUCGUCCUCGACCCCAGAGACGGAUUGUUGUUCUGGACGGACUGGGAUGGAACCAAGCCUCGUAUUGAAAGCUGCUCAAUGAGUGGGGAAAGCCGAAAGGUCGUGUAUGACAUCACAAGGAUCCAGGGUGGAGGGUGGCCCAAUGGCCUCACCAUCGACUAUGAGGCCAGGCGACUCUACUGGGCUGAUGCAAGAUCCGACUCUGUCCACACCAGCACGUACGAGGGCCUGGACCACCAUCUUGUUGUGCACAACCAUGACGCUCUGGCACAUCCAUUUGCCCUCACUCUCUUCGAGCACUAUGUGUACUGGACAGACUGGAGAACCAACUCACUUGUCAGGGCCAACAAAUUCAAUGGUUCUGACGUCCUGACGAUUCAGAGAACGUUUACCCAACCAUUUGACCUGCAAGUCUUCCACCCUAAGAGACAACCACCAGCCAUCAACCCCUGUCGUGAGAACAAUGGCGGCUGUUCCAACUUGUGCCUCAUUGGCUUCAACCACACCGCCAACUGCAUGUGUCCCCACCGCAUGAAGCUUGAGGCGAACAACAAGACAUGUGUUGCUGACAACAAGUUCCUGUUGUUCGUGAAGGAGAAUGAGAUCCGUGGUGUUGACCUGAACAACGCCCACUACAACGUCAUCCCCUCCAUCACAGUACCCUUUGUGGAGAACGCCACCGCCAUUGACUACGACAGCUCCGAGGACAAGCUGUACUGGACGGACAAGAAACGCAACGUCAUCCGCAGUGCUUUCAUCAAUGGAACUGGAAUUGAAACCAUCAUAGACUCGGGAAUAUCCAACCCUGAGGGGUUUGCGAUUGACUGGUUGUCCAAGAACAUGUACUUUUCUUCCUACAAUGACCAGAAGGCUUCGAUAUCGGUGGCCAAACUGGACGGCGCCUACCGGAUCGAGAUUGUCAGCACUGUAGCAACAGCCAACGCCAACCUGCUGAGACCCAACUCCAUUGCUGUCCACCCCAAGAAAGGAUUGUUGUUCUGGUCUGACCUGGGAGGGGACAAGCACCGCAUCCUGAAGGCCAACAUGGAUGGAAGCAACGCUCAAGUCAUCAUCGAGGACGCCAAACACCCGACAAGUUUGACGGUGGACAUGAAGGGCAACAAGCUGUACUGGAUCAGCCGGCAGAACCACACCGUCAACAUCUGUGAGCUGGACGGUUCCAAUCUCAGACAGUACACCCGGGAUGUCAUGGACAUCGAGUCUCCAGUUUCCAUGACAGUCUACGACAACACCAUCUACGUGGCCAACACCAGCAACAUCCUCAAGUUCGACACCAAGAAGAAGAAGAUGCAGUCGAUGAGGGACAACACGCCCCACGUCUACGCCAUGCAGGUGUACGACCCCAGCAGUCGCAAGGAUGGGAGCAACGGUUGUCAUAAGUCCAAUGGUGGCUGUGAACAGAUGUGCCUGCCGACUGGCGAGACGUCCAAGAUCUGCAAGUGUACAGCAGGCUUCACUUUGAGCACUUUAGAGAAAUGCCAAGGCAUCCUGUCCUUCCUGUUGUAUUCCACGGAGUCAGAGAUCAGGGGCUUCUCAUUGGGCGACCCCAAGACCGAGGCAUUGGCACCAAUCUCAAAAAUAUCUCUAGCAGCUGCUGUGGACUUCCAUGCUUACACCGACUCCAUCUUCUGGGUGGACAGCAACUCGCGGACGAUCUCCCGCAUCAAGCGUGACCUGACGGGUCGGGAAACUGUCAUCAGCGAAGGCAUCAACGGCAUCGAGGGGAUAGCUGUCGACUGGAUCGCUGGCAACAUCUACUGGACUGACAGGGGACAUGACACUGUAGAAGUGUCCUCACUGAAUGGUUCAAAUCGCUACGUCGUCAUGCACGGCGACAUGGAGAAACCAAGGGCCCUCGCAGUCCAUCCAGUGCUGGGUUACAUCUUCUUCUCAGACUGUGGAGCCAAGCCAAAGAUAGUUCGAGCCCACCUGGAUGGGUCCAACCGCACCGACUGGAUCAACACGGACAUCAAGGCCCCCUUCGGUCUGACCAUUGACUACAAAUCCAACCUGCUGUUCUGGUGCGACAAGGACUUGGAUGUCAUUGAGAGUGUCGACAUUGUGUCCAAGAAGAGGACGGUCAUUUAUCGGAACCUCACAGACUGUAUGUCUCUCACAGUCUACGAUGAUUACGUUUACUGGGCAGACUCAACGCUGGAGGCCGGGUCGAUUGCACGAGCUAACAAAAAGGACGGGAGCGACAUGAAGGUGCUGAGACAAGGGCUGCCCCAGAAGCUGAAGGAUAUCAAGGUGUUUGACAAGCACAGGCAGACGGGCACCAAUGUAUGCAGCAAGAACAAAUAUGGCUGUGAGCAGCUGUGUUUGUACAGAGGGUCCGAUGCCAGUUGUGCCUGCUCCUACGGCAAGCUGAGCUCCGAUGGCCGCAAGUGUGAAGAAUACACUGAGUUCCUGCUGUUCUCGGAAGUGACCUCCCUCCAGAGUAUCCACAUGAAGGACAAGCCCGACCCCAACGCCAUCUUGAAGCCCGAUCCCAACCCCCCUAUCAAGCCCAUCCAUAACGCCACAUACAUGAAGAAUGUCAUAGGACUGGCCAUGGACCACGCCUCUCAGAGGAUCUUCUACAGCGACAUCCAGAGAGGAGACAUUCAGUCAGUGUCCUACAAUGGGUCGGAUAUUACAGUGAUUGUUGAAGGAGUGGGAGCAGCAGAGGGGCUGGCAUUUGACCCCGACACGGGGGACCUGUACUGGACCAGCUACACCAACUCCUCCAUCAGCAAGAUCAACCUACGUAAGCCGCCCAAGGAAAGACAGGUUAAAGUCAUCAUCCAGCUCACCACUGAGGAUCAUCCCCGGGCUAUCGUCAUAGAUGUCUGUCAGAACAAAUUGUUUUGGACCAACUGGAAUGACCAGAAGCCGAGCAUCCAGUCGGCCUUCUUGACCGGGUACAAACCCAAGUCGAUCAUCACAGAGGACGUGCGGACCCCGAACGGCCUGACCGUGGACCACCGUGCCCAGAAGCUGUACUGGACCGACGCCCGACUGGACAAGAUAGAGAGAUGCGAAUUUGAUGGCAGUAACCGAGUGAUAAUUGUGACCAAGAUUCCCCAACACUCCUUUGGCAUUGCCGUCUAUGGAGACUUCAUCUACUGGACAGACUGGAUGCUGCGUGCUGUCCUCCGUGCCAACAAGUACACAGGGUCGGGCCUCACGUGGCUCCGGAAGGGCAUCAAGCGGCAGCCCAUGGGCAUCAUGGCCGUCACCAACGACACCAACGACUGUACCACGAAUCCUUGCCAUGGCAACAAGUUCGGCUGUGACGAGAUCUGCACGGCAAAUACGCAUGGUGAGCCAGUGUGCAGCUGUCGUGAGGGGCACGUUCUCCUGAAGGACAAGAUGCGAUGUGUUGAUGCAUCGGUUGUUAGUGGUUGUGGCAUGAAUGACUUUGUGUGUGAUGACAAAAAGAGAUGUGUUGACAUCAGCAAGACAUGCAACAUCAUCAACGACUGCCUCGAUGCCAGCGAUGAGGACCCAGCCCUUUGUGUGGGGACCAGGCAGUGCCCAGCGGACUACUUCACGUGCAACAAGACCGGGCGCUGUAUCACCAUCGACAAGAUCUGCGACGGCAACACCGACUGUGGCUCGGAUGAUGAGUCGGAUGAGUACAAGUGCCCCUGCAAGGUCAACGAGUUCCAGUGUGCCAACGGCAGGUGUAUCAACCUCAAGUACAGGUGUGAUCGGGACAGCGACUGCUCGGACCACUCCGAUGAAAUUGGAUGUAACCUGACAUGCUCGGAGCUGGAGAUCGACGGGGAAUUCCUGGAGGGUCUGGUCUCCUGCAACACGACGUCCGCCUGCAUCUACCCCAGCUGGAAGUGUGACGGCAGCAACGACUGUUGGGAUAACAGUGACGAGGAGGACUGUGGCAAACGUACAGACACACCGUGUCCGGACGGAGCGUUCGCCUGCAAGUCCGGGAGCUGCAUACCCCCUCAGUGGAACUGUGACAAGGACAAUGACUGUGGGGACAACUCCGACGAGAAGAACUGCACCUAUCUCUGUGAUGAGAACCAGUUCAAGUGUGAGGACGCCACCUGCAUCCCCAGCACCUGGCAGUGUGAUGGCCACCCAGACUGCCCCGACGAGAGCGACGAGGGUGACCUCUGCAAAAACCGCACGUGUGAUCCCAACAAGUUCCAGUGUCAAAGUGGUCGGUGCAUCCCGCUUACCUGGAAGUGUGAUCGUGACACGGACUGUAUCGAUGGUGCUGACGAGGGGCACACAUUUGCUGACUGCCCAGUUCCUCACUGCGAGGCUGAUGAAUUCUCCUGCUCCAACAAGCGCUGUAUUCGCAUGGCCUUCUACUGUGACCAUGACGACGACUGCGGAGACAACUCGGACGAACCUCAAUCUUGUGCGGACCAGCGCUGUGCCCCCAAUGAGUUCCAGUGUGCCAACAAAGGCAAGUGUAUCCCCGCUGAAGAGCGCUGUGACAACUACUUCGACUGCCCCGAUCAUUCAGAUGAGAAGAACUGUGAAGUAUUGCCAUGUGGAAACGUGACACAAUUCCAGUGCCAGAACAACGUCUGUAUCGACGACGAACUCGUCUGCAACGGUAACAACGACUGCGGGGACAUGUCAGAUGAACCAGACAACUGCGGGAUCAAUGAGUGCUUGUCUACCGCCCACCACAAGAACCGCACCUACUGCACUCAGAAGUGCAAGGACAAGAAGAUCGGUUUCGAGUGUUAUUGUCGCCAUGGUUACAAGCUCGAUGAGGACAAGGUUACUUGUGUUGAUGUGAACGAGUGCAACACCUCCUUCCCCUGCAGCCACUACUGCCAGAACACCAUGGGGUCCUACAAGUGCUCCUGUCCCAAGUUCUACGUCAAGGAGCCGGAUGGCAAGCGCUGCAAAGCAAAAGGGGACCCUCCAAUUUUGUUGGUGUCCAACCGCUACUAUAUUCGGAACGUGACGGUAACCGGCGGGAGUACACAGAUCCUGACAGACAAGCUGUUCAACUCUGUUGCCAUUGACUACGACUGGAAGGACAAGUUCAUCUACUGGAGCGACAUCACCAGCGUCAACAGCAGCAUCAACAGAAUGUCCUUUGAUAAAAACGCUUCCAACAAAACGGAGAUAUUACACAGCACAACCGUUCGGAAUCCUGAUGGCAUUGCCGUUGACUGGAUCGGGCGCAAUCUUUACUGGUGUGACAAGACAACAGACACGAUAGAAGUUUCCAAACUUAAUGGAAGUUUCCGCAAGGUGCUACUUCGUGAAGGGCUCCAGGAGCCACGCGGACUCGACGUCUUCCCCGCGCGCGGCUACUUGUACUUCACCGACUGGGGUGAUACACCUCACAUCAGCCGCAUCUGGAUGGAUGGAACAAACCGACAGACUAUCAUCAAGGAACACCUGGCCUGGCCCAAUGCACUCACCAUCGACUACAUCACGGAGAAGAUCUACUGGGCGGACGGAAGCCUCGAUUAUAUCGGGAUGGCCAACUUGGAUGGUAGCCAUCGUAGGAUUGUUGUGCGCGACAACACGGUUGUGCCCCAUGUCUUCGCUCUGGCUACUUUUGAAAGCUUCAUCUUCUGGUCAGAUUGGGAGAAGACGGCUAUAUACUAUGCGGACAAGUUUACUGGCAAAGAUCCAAAGCUGCUGGUGAAGAUGGUUCAUCGCCCCAUGGACAUCCAAGUGUUGCAGCAGCACAGGCAGUUGCCAGGUCCCAAUGAGACGGAGUAUAAUUCCUGUGCGCUAAGUGGCUGCACGCAUCUGUGUCUGCUCCGGCCAACGCUGCACAACCGAUACAGCCACAUCGAGCAUGUGUGUGCAUGCCCUGAGAACCACUACCUUGCCGGGGACAAGAAGACCUGCAUCUCCAACUGCACAAGUGCUCAGAUACUGUGCAAGAAGACGUCCAAGUGCAUCCCAAAGUGGUGGAGGUGUGACAACCACACAGACUGUGAGGAUGGAUCUGAUGAACCUCCAGAUUGUCACACCUACUACUGCGACCAGCCCGGCCUGUUCCAGUGCCGAAAUGCUUCCAGUGCUCAGGACUGCCACAUUCCCACUGUUCAAUGUGACAGUGAGAGACAGUGCACCGACGGGUCAGAUGAAGAACACUGUGAUUCCUACCCGUGUAUGGAGCACCAGUUCAAGUGUCACAAGGAGAACAAGUGCAUCUCCAAGACGCUGCAGUGUAAUGGCAACAGCGACUGCGUCGAUGGGGAGGAUGAAAAUGAAUGUCCCAAUUCCUCCUGCAAUGCUAACCAGUUCUCCUGCAACAAUGGGCGCUGUGUCCCGUACGUGUGGCUCUGUGACAAUGACAAUGACUGUGGUGACAGCUCGGAUGAGCCCAAGAACUGCACCAGCCUGAACUGCAAGAGUGACCACACCAAAUGCAACAUCACCGGCCGCUGCAUCCCCAACGCCUGGAAGUGUGAUGGCGACCCCGACUGUGGCGAACAGGAUGACACCGACGAGAAAUAUGAAGAAUGCCAUAAGCGAACAUGUGACCCAACGUACUUCCACUGUGACAACGGCCACUGCAUCCCGGGUCGCUGGAAGUGUGACUACUACGAUGACUGUCGUGACGGGUCGGACGAGAAGGAGUGUGUCCCGCGGAACUGCUCGGAAGCAGAGCACCGGUGUGACAAUGGCAAGUGUAUCCGGAAGAACAACCUGUGCGAUGGAGAAGUCCAUUGUGAAGAUGGCAGUGAUGAAAAGAAUUGCUCAAAGUAUGUGAACUGCACUGCCUCGCAAUUCAAGUGUCUGAAUGUUCUCCACUGCAUUCCCAAGACGUGGCACUGCGAUGGCGAUAUUGACUGCGCUGACGGAACUGACGAGUGGUCCUGUGACAGGAACUGUACGAAGGAUGAGUUCCGCUGCAACAAUUCGAUGUGCAUGCCGCUGUUGUGGCAGUGUGAUGGCGACAACGAUUGUGGAGACGGUUCUGAUGAGAGCCCCAAAAUGUGUGCCAAAUCGGGCUGUGCUCCGGGCAGGUUCCGCUGUAAAAACAACGUCUGCAUCUGGGGCAGCAUGGUCUGCGACGGCAGCAAGGACUGCCUUGAUGGCUCUGACGAGGAUCACUGUCCCGGGGAGCACCAGUGUCGGGAAAUGGACUUCAAGUGCCACAACUCCCGCCAGUGCAUUGGCCAGACCAUGGUGUGUGAUGGCACCCCACACUGCGAGGACAAGUCUGAUGAAGACACUCGCUACUGCGAGACUGUGAGGAAGAACCUGGUGUGCUCAGUGAAGAACGGAGGCUGUGAGCAGCAAUGUCGCGAUCUGACCAAGGGUAUCAGGUGUGACUGUAAGGAUGGCUUCAAGCUCAACCACGACGGCUUCCGAUGUGAUCCUGUCAACCCGUGUGACCAGUGGGGCGUCUGCUCACAGAAGUGCAACUACACCAUGGACGAGCGCCACCACUACUGCUGGUGUCGGGAGGGAUACAGUCGCAAGUUCGGGGCAGAGGGGGCCUGUUCAGCAGAUGGGCCGCCACCUGUCAUCUUGAUUGCAGAGAAGACGGUGCUGUUGCAGAGUCCCACCCAGGUCAACCUGAACACCACUAUCGACGUCAAAACCAUCAACGUUACGCUACACAAUAAGAAGAAGAACAGUAUUGUAGCGAUGGACAUCGACACAACCAAAGCUGAGUGGACUGCUUUCAUCGUAACGGAGGAUAAGGAUGACAUGGUGUUUGUUCACAAAGACGUCUUGAAGAACACCCCCAACAAACGCUCCAAGCGGGACCAGAAAUCUAAGGGUCCACAGCUGUGGUUUGGCCAUGCAAAGAUUUCAGACAUAUCCUUGGACUGGGUUCUGAAACGUAUCUACUACAUUGAUUCUACAACCAAGUCCAUCCAACUGCGGACGUACGAUGGCAGCAACCAAAUCCACAUCAUCGACAGCGGACUGGAUCAACCCCACUCCAUCGCCGUGGAUCCCAACUCUGGGAAGAUCUUCUGGACAGAACAAGGGGUGCGGCCAAAGAUCGAGAGCGCCAACUUGGACGGAAGCAAUAGGACAGUGCUGGUCAGUGACGAGCUGGACUGGCCGAACGGCAUCGCGGUGGACCACGAGAACGGCUGGGUGUACUGGUGCGACACGAAGAAGAGCACGGUGGAGACGGUCAGUGUUAACGGCAAGGGAAGGACCAUCGUGCAGAGGUUCAAUGAGUCGGACCCCCCAUUCAAGCUGGAGGUGUUCGAGGACUACCUGUAUGUCCUAACAUUCCACAAGUACCAGCUGCUCAGACUCCACAAGUUUGGGCGCACCCAAAACCACACCCCGGUUGAGCCCCAGGUUGUCUACACAGGCCUGGAACACAUCAGCGCCAUCGUCGUGGCCCAGGAUCAGAAGAUGAACAAUGACUUGCCCAACAACUGUACCAGGGACACCCACUGCGGCAAGGCCAUGUGCUUCAACGCUCCUGAUUCCACCAAGGGACAUUCCUGCAAAUGUCCGAAGUAUUCCAAGUACUUGAAUGGUGGCAGAUGUGACUUCGUCAAACCCUGCCAGAACUUCUGUGUGAACGGAAACUGCACAAUGACGAUGUACAACGAGCCUAAAUGCAGCUGCCAGGUCGGCUACACUGGGGACAAGUGCGAGGUCAACGUCUGUGACAACUACUGCGACGGCGGCGGCUCAUGCAGCAUGCCCAAGGACCACGACUCAAGUCCCACCUGCAGCUGCCCCCCCGGCUAUGAGGGACCCCGCUGCCGGACCUACCUGUGUGCCGGCUACUGCAAGCACGGGACCUGCCUCAUCGACAAGAUCACCAAGAAGGCCCUGUGCAUCUGUGACGUGCGCUACUCUGGCGAGAGAUGCACCGAGAAGAAGAAGACGUGGUGUGGGCAGUACUGCAUCAGUGGCAACUACCUGAACUGCACCACCCUGCGCAGCGGCCAACCCCAGUGUCUAUGCAAGGAAGGCUUCAAAGGCCAUCGCUGUGAGCAGUGUGAGGAUCUAUUCUGCUACAACAGUGGCAUUUGUAUGGUGGACAGCCAAAACCAGCGCACGUGUCACUGCCCGAAGACCUUUGAGCCCUCCACUCAGUGCACAGAACACACGUGUGACUACAUGUGUCAGAGCAACACACCUUCAGAUCGCUGUACAUGUAAUGACAAGUGCCCCGGCCCCGCCCCUGCUUGUGUCAGCAUCAGCCCCAACUGUUCUGGCUUCUGCAAGAAUGGUGGAAAAUGCAUAUUAGAGAACGGGAAGAAGACGUGCCUGUGCAGUAGUGUACACAAGGGCCCCAGGUGCGACUCAUGUCGGUGUGGUCAGGGCGGGGAGUGUAUCCACACUAAAGACGGCCAGUACAAGUGCAGGUGUUUCUAUGGUCAUGUGGGGCUGCUCUGCCAGCAUGCGUGUGCAGGUGUCUGUCACAAUGGAGGAAGGUGUGACGGCUGUCACCUCGGCCGCCACCACAAUGCCACCUGUCAGUUCUGCAUUUGUAAGGAAGGUUUCUCUGGGACAUUAUGUGAAGACAGCGGGAUAACCAAGCCAGUCGUCCACCAGCCCCAGGGUGUCCUCAACCCGUUGUACAUCAUCAUCCCGGCAAUAGCCCUGGUCCUGGUGCUGCUCCUCGUCCUUGGUAUCGUCUUCUACAGGAGGAAACAGAGGGUGGAGCAGUACGGCCACAAGCGGAUGAAGGAACCCAACAGGAUGGAUGUGAAGAACCCCAUGUACCUGCGCCACGAGGAGGAGCCGGACGAGAGAGACCCACUCGGAAAUAAUCCUAUAUUUAGAGGCGAUGCUUCCACAAACUUCGCCAAUCCGAUGUACGACGUGUACAACACGAGUGAGAGCAUGCAGAUGCUGUUGAACCAGGAGGUUGUGCACGACAGCGAGGAGAACCAACUGCUGGAGGAGGGGUCCAAUGUGCGCUACUUCGGAACAGGAGAUAACGCCACAAAACCUGCUAAAGCGUGAUGAAGGACAUGCUUCAGAUGUGGCGACAUCUGAUUCCCGGAACCGGACAAGAGUUACAAUCAAGACAUGACUUGCCAAAGUGCUCAUAUAUACAUAUAUAUAAAUAUAUAUAUAUAUUUAUUCAAAGGACAACAGUGAUGGUUAUGUGACCUUGACAUGAUCUUUCAGGGUCAAGGUGACAGCGUCCGUGACCUUUAAGUGUGAUAGAUGCAGUGAAGCGCUAACAGGGAGUAUAUACAACUGUGAUCAUGAGACUUUGUAUCUAUGGUUGUGAUGAAACUGCUUCAGAUCAAAAGGUCAAGGUCACAUGGUUGACCUUAAGAGGUCAAAGUUCGGAUACUGCUGCUACUUGUUCCAGUAAUGGAAUGGACUAAUUCUAUGGUUUAUUUUAUAUGGAUAUAACCUUUAUUAUUUACAAAUUCAGCUACAGCAGUUUAUGAAAAUCUCGAGGAUCUGCAAUUGUUAAAUCUUUUAACAAAACAACUAUUUUUAUAACUUUUAUAUGACUGUUUGAUCAUUAAGGUAGUGUCUUGGUGGGACUGAGGUGCAGACACAAAAGGCCACGGGAGGCCACAACAAAUUAUCACUUGUUCCUCACAGGUUUUAGUCGGAUCGUCAGAUGUUUUAUUUGCUAGGUCGUCAGAUGUUUUAUUUGCUAGGUCGUCAGAUGUUUUAUUUCCUAGGUCAUGUGAUGUUUUAUUUCCUAGGUCAUGUGGUGUUUUAUUUCCUAGGUCGUGUGAUGUUUUAUUUGCUAGGUCACGUGAUGCUUUAUUUGCUAGGUUGUCAGAUGUUUUAUUUGCUAGGUCAUAUGAUGUUUUAAUUACUAGAUCAGAUAAUUUAAUUACCACGUCAUCAUAUUGUUCAAUUAAAAGGUCAACCUAGGUUUUAAUAACUAGGCUGUGUUAUGUUUUAAUUUCUAUGUCAUCAUAUCUUUUAAUUACAGGUCGUCUUAUGUUUUAAUUACUAGUUCAGAUGUUUUAAUUACUAGGUCAUUAAAUGUUUUCAUUCCAAGGUCGUCAGAUAUUUUAAUUAGUAGGUCAGAUGUUUUGAUAACCAGAUUAUCAGAUAUUAAAAUUCCUAGGUCAUCUGAUGUUUUAAUUACCAGAUCAUCAGAUAUUCAAAGUACUAGUUUGUCAGAUGUUUGAGCCAUAUUUGAUCACACUUGGGGUCACAUGGGGGGUAGAAAUUUGUGAUAAAAAAGUAUUCCUACAUUGGUUGCUAGGCAGUAGUUUCUGUUGCUUGGGAAUGUUAUAGGUAGUCUUUGGUGACUUUGGAGGAUGAACAAGUCCUUAAUUUGUUGUGUCUUUUUGGGGUACAUUAUGCAGAACUAUCCCCAAAGAUGGAUGAAAUUCCCCAGCAGAGACACGCACGCCUGUCUCCCUGUCCUCUCAUUUAGGAGCUUCUAUUUAAAACUGUUCAUGUUUUAAGCUGAAAUGCAUUGUUUGCUUUUGAAAGUAAUUGUACAGAUUUAUAGGUCAUUUCUUGUAAAUACUUCUUUUUAGUCCAGUCAUUCUAUAUUCUAUACAAUUCCAUCAUAACUAGAAAAAGUCCCUCGUACAAACAAGGAUAUAGAUGUUUCAGACUUUGCAAACACAUGGGUUUCAUUGCCAGUGCGGACAUGUGGCUGUUCGGUGUGAAACUGCUUUAAGUGUUAACAUGGCCGAAAGCUUUAACUGAAUCACUGUGUUACGUCUUCCCAUCUUUCUGAUGCAGCAGCUGUAUCUUAAUUACUUUUCAUAUUACGUAUUUUAAUUAUGUAUCUUAAGUGUUCUGUAUGAAGUUUGUAAGGUAUCAUACUUCAGGUAUCACAAAGAUUAUUUCUUAUCUAUUUUUGUACAUUUGAUUGUAUAUAAAUAGAAUAUGUCCAAUAAGAUUUAACCAUUCAUUGAUUGAAGGAAAUCAUCAGGCCUAUUUUCAAUCAAUUUCUUUUUGGCUAUAACGCCAUUAUUAUGAUAAAUUUUUUAGCUUGUUUGAUACCCAGGAAAUGUAUGUAAAUGCUUACCAAUGAUUGGGUAGUUAUUCCGAGGUUCAUGUAUCAGAUUCAGUUGUAAUUAGUGCAGAGUUUUCUUUAGCUGAAUACCUGGACUUGUGGCAGUCAAUCUCACUGUGGAGUUCCUGCAGUUUUCCAUGGAAUUUCUGCAGUCUUUUGUUGGAGUUUCUGCAGAAUUUCCGCAGUGUUUCCAUUGGAGUUUCUGCGGUGUUUCCACUGAGCACUCUGAGGCAGUGAAGCAUAUCAUGUGUAUUUGUACCUUGUUUUAUUGUUGCAUAUUAUGUAUAGAUUUAUCUGUAAAUAUUGUCUGUGUACAUAGCGGUAUCUCUUUCCUUCAUGGUGAUGUUACAUGUAGUAGUCUAUGGUCUUAUGUCAACUCCCAUUUGUUUCCCACUUGGUCAAGCAGCCACCUCCCUCCUUCCAUAGGGCACUGUGGGGUGGGGCUGAGGUAGCCAAGUGGUUGCUCAUCACACCUAAAGUCUGUGUUUGAUUCCCUGUUUAGGUACAAUGUUUGAAGCCCAUAUCUUGGGUUGCCCUCAAAAAUAUUGCUGAAAUAUUGCAAAAGCGGUGUAAAACCCAACUCACUCACUAACCCCAUAGGGCACUGUUUUACAGACUUUUAAAUGGUAGCAUAGGCUUACAGUAGUCCGAGCCCAUGGAUGGCUUACAGAGGUCUUCAUAUUGUUAACUGGAUAAAGAAAUCCCCAACAUACGUAAAGUGUUCUGUUCAGUAAUUGUGCUGAUUUGAUUCGGGGCGGUCGGGUAGCCUAGUGGUUAAAGCGUUCGCUCGUCACGCCUCAGACCCGGGUUCGAAUCCCGACAUGGGUACAAUGUGUGAAGCCCAUUUCUGGUGUCCCCCGCCGUGAUAUUGCUGGAAUAUUGCUAAAAGCGGCGUAAAAACUCACUCACUCACUCACUGAUUUGAUUCACAACUAAUUGCAAUAGGAAGACCAGACUGCUGCAGCAAUGAUGUCAUUGAUUGUGCAAUAUUGGAAUGAAAUGAUUUCAUUCGUUCAUUCAAAAUAGACAUCGUUCUCAUGUAGUUUCUAUUCAAGCCAGAUGUGAUUUCAGUUACAACCUUGUUAAGAAUAAUUACAAAAACUGGCUCCUGUGUGCCCGGGGGUCAGCUUGUCCACCAGUUGAUGAUGCAAGUCACUGUUAAACUCAUUUAUCAUAAUCGGUCGUAACAUUUGCUUGGCAGUGUGGUUUGCUACACAUGAGAGUUGAACAUAUUUAGUGUGGCGAGGAUGAAAGCGUGAUGCUCCCAUGUGUGUAAAUCAGAACAUCAUGUUGUACAUACAAACGUCUUGUGAUUUACUGAUCACUCUGUUAUCAUCAUCAGUGAUAGUUUCAUUACCCAUGAUGCAUUGUCAAAUCUUUUCCAUAUAUAUAUAUGUACUCUGACUGACGAUGUAAUCCUAUACGAGUCCUGUAUUUCCAGCGAUUGUCAACAUUCCAUCAGCCAUUUUAUACUUUGUUAGUUGUAUUUUAUAUCAUUGUCUUAUGUUUAGUUGAAGAUGUUGGUACCUCACUGUUAUGUUCAUGAAGUUGACGAAAAAUCAAAUAUUGACAAUUUUAGCUGCUCUUGUUGCUGAUUAGUCUUCUUAACCACAACAAAUUAAUAAAGUGCUUGUUGGCAUUUGGGGGCAAAAACAUGAGAUUGUUUUUCUUGGCAGAGUGUCAAGUUGUUUGGGCUUUUAUAUCAGGGUCAGAAUGGAAUGAAUUUUAGAAGCAAUAUUUCAUGAAGCAGAAAGCCUUGCUGCGCAGUGUUGGAUGUGCAGUCUGGAAGGUCUUGCAGCCGAGUGGUGCAGGCGUUGGCUACCGUAGACCGCAUUCUGUUCCCCUUUCUGGAUGUCAUUUAGCUGGGCUACAGCACCAACAACUCGUAGCUCCCCAUGAACGAAGACGGUCUCUUUUCACAGUUUUCCACCACUUGCGUUGGGCUCCAAGUAUCUGGACGAGUUUUAUCAGCCGCACAGUUUAUUUGUUUGUUGUGGUUUCUUGUUUAGUCUGGUUGUUGGCUUAGUGCAGUGACAGCCUUGUUUACAAACUAUCGCAGUUAUGUUUCCGACUAUGCUUGAAAUGUGGUCCAUGCUUCGUGGCUACUGAAAGACAACACGGUAAUGUGGUGUGGUCACUGGGCCUCAUGGUAGCUGCUCACACUCUGCAUAAUAUGACAUCACGCCCAGUCACAAUCCAAUUGAAUCCUAUUUUCAAGCAUGGUCAUUUAUCAGUUUUGAGGUUGUGUUGCCAUGUUUUACCAAGAUUUCCUAUUGUCCUGUAUGUGUAGUUUUGUCCAGGCCUCACAGUGUAUUGAUUAUGGUCGAAAUCAGUAUUGCCAUUUCAGAGAAAUGGUCUCUUAUUGUUAUGCAAGAACUACAUACUGUCAGAUCUUCCUAUAUCAGUGAUGGUGAUUAAAACAGUGAUAUACUAUCA